UGAAGUUAACUUCCAGAGAGGAGACUACUCAGCUCCUGACUUGUGCAGCGACUAGUCGACAACGAAGUUGAAGAAGACCGCGGAGGUGGACGAUCUUUAUGGACGAAUACAGUUUUGCGUCUGUCCCGUUAUGUCCCGUCGCUCAUGGUCUGUCCCGACUAACGCGAUGAGAGAUCGGCCGCUGUCAGUUGCUUCAUGGACUCUUCGCGGACCUUCGGUAGAAAACGCAUUUCUGUCAAGAGACUCGUUACGAGGCUAACUUCGUUUUGCUGAAUAUCCAGAUUUGGGGAACAUGAACUUGUCUCUGGCCAGAAUGGCAGCCCUGAAGAUUAUGCUGCUCAUCUUAGAGUUUUUUUUAUUGACCGAAAGCGCAAGAGGGCCUCCGCGGGUGGCUGAGAAGGUAGCUCACAGACAGACAGCUCGGCUGGGGACUGCCAUCAAGCUGCCAUGCCCGGUGGAAGGAGACCCUCCCCCCCUGAUAAUGUGGACCAAGGAUGGGCGCAACAUCCACAGCGGCUGGAUCCGUUUUCGUAUUCUCCGCCUGGGCCUGAAGAUCAAGGAGGUGGAGACCGAUGAUGCAGGGACAUAUAUUUGCAAAGCCACCAAUGGUUUUGGUAGCGUCAACAUCAACUACACCUUCAUUGUCAUUGAUGACUCUGGUUCUGAUAAGACUGGAGCAGGAGCAGCUGAUGGGCCAGAGUCUGAGUCCAUCCCCGAUGGCUCGUUGGGAAAACUGGUGCGUCCUCGCUUCGCCCAGCCAGCUAAGAUGAGAAAGAGGGUGAUAGCUCGUCCUGUUGGCAGCUCGGUGCGGCUCAAAUGCACAGCCAGCGGCAAUCCCCGCCCGGACAUUGUGUGGCUGAAGGACGACAGGCCACUGACGGAGCAGGAGGUUGGUGAGGGCCGACAGAAGAAGUGGACUCUGAGUCUGAAGAAUCUGAGGCCAGAGCACAGCGGCAGAUACACGUGCAGGGUCUCCAACCGAGCGGGGGAGAUCAAUGCCACGUACAAAGUUGAGGUCAUACAGAGGACAAACUCCAAGCCUAUUUUGACGGGCACUCACCCUGUUAAUACUACAGUGGACUAUGGAGGCACCACGUCGUUCCAGUGCAAGGUAAGGAGCGACGUCAAGCCGGUUAUCCAGUGGCUCAAGCGUGUGGAGACAAACGAGGAAAGCCGUUACAACUCCACCAUUGAGGUGGGCGACCACCGCUUCGUGGUGCUGCCCACAGGGGAGGUGUGGUCGCGGCCCGACGGCUCCUACCUCAACAAGCUCCUCAUUACCCGCGCCAAGGAGGAGGACGCUGGCAUGUACAUCUGUUUAGGUGCUAACACCAUGGGCUACAGCUUCCGCAGCGCCUUCCUUACCGUGUUGCCAGACACAAAGCCACCUAUCACACCCAUAUUUGCGCCAUCUUCCAAUGCCCUUCCUUGGCCUGUCAUCAUUGGCAUCCCUGCCGGGAUGGUGUUCAUCUUUGGCACAAUGCUGCUGUGGUUCUGCCAGAAUAAAAAACACUGCCCCCCUCCCAGUGCUCCAUCUGCAGCUGCACAGGUACUGCAGAGCUCCCACAGGCUACCCUACCGUGAGCGGGACAGGGGCUGUGCGGCCCCCUCAUCCGCCUCCUCCAGCCCGGAGAAAGACUGCAUGGGCUCCAUAAACUAUGAGGAGUACCUUGCCCAGCAGCAGCUUCUCCUCAGCCAAGGGGGCUCUACCCUGCCUGCCAAAAUCUACCCCAAAAUCUAUACUGACAUUCACACACACACGCAUUCCCAUGUGGACGGGAAAAUACAUCAGCAUCAACACAUUCAUUUUCAGUGUUAACCCUUUUAGUGCCAAGUCUUCAGCCCCUUGAAUGGCUCCAGCAUCUCAUGGGGACGAUAGGAGUUGUGGACUGAACCUCUGAGAGCUGGUUUGCAGUGGCAGGUCACCUGGCAUCAUUCCUCAAACUUGCCCUAACCUGUGCCAAAACCCUUCUGACACCUGGACAUUUUUUGGGAGUAUGUAUGCACAGCGUAUUGUGAAAAACAAAAUCAGUGGUCAGUGAUACAAAAUUUGGGAUAUUACUUACGCCAAUUCUAUGUAUGGUGCUUUUUUUAUACCUGUCAAAGUCUCACACCACUAAAAAUCCAUGAAUCCUUGUUGUGCACUUAAUAAAAAAAAAGCCGAAAGAUUCUGCAGUUUGUGGGGGUUUAAUAGCAACUAUUCAGGCUACCUGAGAGAAUGUCUUUCUGUCAGUAGAUUUUGCUGUUUUCCCACAUCUACUUGAGGUGAAGUUGAGCAGGUGUUAGUUGUACUUUUCACCUCUACAGCUGUUGUAGAGCAGAGGUUUUGUGUUUUGCCCAGUCAGGAUGAUGGCAAUGGUACUGAAGUUUAACAAGAGGGCUGGUUUUAUGCUCCUUCUCAGGUAGCUCUUUUGUUUUCUGAUGAUGCAUCAUGUUUGGAAUCUACAUGCAUUUUAACACUGACCACUAUCCUUUACCUUACCGGUCUCAAAUUCCAGAUAUUUGUCCCUCUUAUAAUAGUCACUCAGUACAGGGCUCAAAGGCCACAUGAAAUAGAUUGGUAUAUUAAAAAAAAUGUUUUAGAGGUAUACAAGACUGCAAGGAAUGGAGGAUUUUUUAAAAAAAAAUUGAAGCUGUGUGAUAGGACUGUUUUCACCCAAACUUUGUUUAGGUACCUACCACUAGACAGUAGUGUGUUGAACUAAAUGUCUCCUAGCAAUGGAAAAAAAAUGUGUUUUUGACUGCAACCCUAUCCGACCACAAUUUAUGAAGCUGUCAUUUAUAUUCAAAUCGAGUUGAGUAUUUAAUUUAUUUUGCUAAGAAAAUGUAUCAAAUGUUUAUUUUUCAGAGUAAGGCAUUUUACUUAUCUAUGUAAGUUUAUUAAAGUAUACUGUAGUCGUG
Molecule: messenger RNA, 2901 nt
Organism: Lampris incognitus (smalleye Pacific opah)
Lineage: Eukaryota; Metazoa; Chordata; Actinopteri; Lampriformes; Lampridae
Product: fibroblast growth factor receptor-like 1
Exons: 7
Coding region: 293-1819 (508 amino acids)
Cellular component (GO): plasma membrane
Molecular function (GO): fibroblast growth factor binding; fibroblast growth factor receptor activity
Source: RefSeq, a predicted model, not a curated record